AUGGUUGAGGUAGAUUCUAGAAAACAGUUGCUUUAUGACCCUAUCGUUAGGUUAUCUGGUAUAGCUGACAAAUUUGUAAUGCAAGAUGCUACUUCUUCUAAUAUGAAAGUUUCAUUACAAGAGUGUAUUGAUACUCUUGCUAAUUAUCAAGAUGAAUGUAAGAAAUUGAAGAGAAAUGAACCUACUCUAUCGCCGAGUGAACGUUACUCCAUUUACGAAUCUGCAUACAUUUAUUACAAAAUAAUACAUAUAAUGGUAUUGACGAGGAUACCAAGCUUGCCACAAUUCUCCUCUGCGAAAAGUUCAGAUGCGACAAAUGAGGAUAAAGAAUUGAUGCAAAUAUAUAAUAUGCUUGUGAAAACGUUGUUGAGCGAUGAGAAGAUUGCUCAGAUCAAAUCGUAUUUAAGGGCAAAUUACCCAGAUAAAAAUAGCAAAGGUAAGGAGAGUAUAGUUAAUAAACAGUUGUUGAAUAACGAAGUGUUCAUGCUACCUCUAUCGGGUUCCCCUAUAUCAGCUGUGCAAUUAAAUCAUUUGAUUCAAAUGUACGACAGUUCCUUGUUGUUGAUAGAUGUCAGACCACGAGCAGAAUUCGAUAGUAAACAUAUAAAGGCCAAAUCUGUGAUCUGUGUAGAACCCGUUUCUUUUAAAAAUUCAUUCACUGAUUUAGAGGUCGAAAAGAAAUCGUUAAUUACUUCCCCACAAAAGGAAAUUGCAUUGUUCCAAGCAAGGGAUAAAUAUAAUUAUAUUGUCAUUUAUACACAGCAAAGUGAAAAGACACAAUUUUAUAUGCAUCAGCAACUAGUAUUACUGGAUAUUCUCAUGAACAAAUCUUUUGCAAAACCAUUAAACGAAAAAAAUAUAAAAGUAUUCACAUUGGAUAAGGGAUUUUCAGGCUGGGUCUCAAAGAAAGGUGCUUGCGAAACUACCACACAAAAUGGUGAUGCAAUUUACAUCAGUGGGAAUACUUCAAGCUUGAAUCUACAAAAUCUUCCACAGCUAUCGCCAAAUAUUGGUUCCUCAAUGGAUAAGUCGAUGAGAGAUAUGAUGUCUACUUCUGCAGAUUUCGAAGGAAGAACUUAUCAAUUGCCACAACAACAGCAACCGGUCUUUGCAAGAACACCUAGUUUUAAAAAUUUGUUUAACAAGGCAAAAUCUUCUUCUACUUCAUCAGUAACUUCAUCCUCUCCUGCGCCCUCUCAAUUAGUCAGACCUCAAACAUCGUCGAUGCCCCCAUUAGAGCAAAAUUUUACUCAAUAUCCAGAGACCCCUAAGUUAUUAACUCAAAUAAAUACCAAUACAAUGCCAUUGUCUCAGAUAUCUCCAAUUAGUUCAAGAGCAAUGUCACCAAUGACCAAAAAUAUGUUAACGCAAUCGCCACAGUUACCAAUGAAAAUAAGCAGGACUACAAUUGGUAAUGGUGCUAUGUUAGAUUUGAAACCACACCCAGAUUCAAAACCUCCAGGCCAACCUGUUCCAGCAUUACCUCAGCUCCCGCAUCAUAUGACGGGCACUUACCAAAAUCUCAAUCAACCAAAGUUAGAUCUGGAUUUUACUGUUGGUUUAGAGAAUAUGGGAAAUUCCUGUUAUAUGAAUUGUAUUAUCCAAUGUUUACUAAGCACUCAUGAGCUAUCUCAGAUCUUUUUAAACAAUUCAUACGAAAAGCACAUCAAUUUGAACAGCAAAUUAGGUUCUAAAGGUGUCUUGGCAAAAUACUUUGCUAGACUUGUUCACACAAUGUAUAGAGAAGGUUCAUUUAAGAGACCUUUGGAAAAGAACAAACCCAUCCAACCUAUUCAAUUCAAAAUGGCAUGCGGGUCAAUAAAUUCAUUAUUUAAAGACAACACCCAGCAAGAUAGUCAGGAAUUUUGUCAAUUCUUAUUAGAUGGUUUACAUGAAGACUUAAAUCAAUGUGGGGCAAACCCGCCAUUAAAAGAAUUAUCUGAGGAUGCUGAAAAGAUGAGAGAAAAAUUGUCAAUGAGAAUAGCGUCUUCAAUUGAAUGGGAAAGAUUUUUAACCACCGACUUCAGCGUUAUCGUAGAUUUAUUCCAAGGACAAUAUGCUUCACAACUUAAAUGUAAAGUUUGUGGUUGCACUUCGACUACAUAUCAAACCUUUUCCGUUCUUUCGGUUCCAGUGCCUCAUGUGUCAUCAUGUCAUAUACUUGAUUGCUUUAAUGAGUUUACAAAGGUCGAGAAAUUAGGAACUGAUGAACUUUGGUCGUGCCCAACUUGUAAGAAGAAACAACCAUCUACCAAAAAAUUAACAAUUACAAGAUUGCCAAGAAAUUUGAUUAUCCAUUUGAAGAGAUUUGAUAACAUGAUGAACAAGAACAAUGUUUUUGUUAAGUAUCCAUUUCUUUUGGAUCUUACUCCUUACUGGGCAAAUGACUUUGAUGGCAGACUACCACCUGGCGUCACCGAUGAAUUACCAACAAGAGGUCAAGUACCUCCUUUUAGAUAUAAAUUAAAUGCAGUAGCAUCUCAUGUCGGAAGCUUAUAUGGUGGCCAUUAUACUGCAUAUGUAAAUAAAGGAAUUAAUAGAGGAUGGCACUAUUUUGAUGAUACUAGCUAUCGCCCAAUUAAAAACGAGACGGAAUGUAUCACUCCAAAUGCAUAUGUGUUAUUUUACCAUAGAGUUUAUGGUGUUUAA
Molecule: messenger RNA, 2649 nt
Organism: Vanderwaltozyma polyspora DSM 70294
Lineage: Eukaryota; Fungi; Ascomycota; Saccharomycetes; Saccharomycetales; Saccharomycetaceae
Exons: 1
Coding region: 1-2649 (882 amino acids)
Biological process (GO): protein deubiquitination
Molecular function (GO): cysteine-type deubiquitinase activity
Source: RefSeq, a predicted model, not a curated record